UGAGGGGAAAGAGGAUGGAGCCAGGACAAUAGGUGAUUGGAAAACUGCGGGGAAACUCCGUCUUUCUAAGAGAAAAAUGUCAUUCACUGACUUUAUUUUCAGAACCUCUACCCCGUGAGCGGUCAAAUCUUGAGGCUUAGCUCUUGGUCUUAUCUGCCUCCUUUCAGCCGCAUCUGGCCUGCCUGAAAGUAGAAACCUGUUGUCUUCUUCACAGCUAGGCGUUCACUGAGCCAGUUACGGUACUUGGCACUUAGUAGGAGCUCAUUAAAUUUUGAGUGAACCCUAAUUCCUCCACUAUUCUCAUUCUAGGUCCAUCACCUACUGGGCACAUUUGGUGCUGCACUUAACCUUAGCUGUAAGAUGAAGAUGAAUAGAGCUGCUAAUUCACAGGCUAUUUUGCCAGGGUUAAAUAAGUUAAUGGGCAAGACUGGGCAAACCUCUGAACCUCAGUUAUCUUCCAGAUGUAAAGUGGGAAUGAUCUGACUCAAGGGAAUUUCCCACAGCACUUAGUUUUGACCUGACUAUUUCUCUUAACUUCAUCUGACCGACUUCAUUCUGCAUCACUUAACUAAAUUUAUUUAGAACUAAGAAAGUGCCAGAGACUGUACCAGGAGCUGGUACACAAAGAUAACAACAGUAGCUAAUAAUCAGUAAGUGCUUUAGGAAUCUUUGGGCUUUGCAAAGGAAGAACCUAGCUCUGUCCUAUAAAUAGUCAUUGUUUUCAGGCCCUCAGUUUUAUUCUCUGUAAAAUGGGAAUGAUGAUACAUAUCUCAUAGACUGUGGUGAAGAGUAAAUGAAGUAAAACACAUCAAAUGUGCAAGAAUGCCUGGCGUAUAGAUGUUACUGUAAUGAUUUUUUAAUUUAACUUGAAAAAUGAAAAAAUGAGCUGGAAACCUAACGUAUUACUAGUUAAAAAAAAAGGUAAACUAACAGUAAAGCUUCAAAUGUGAAAAAUAACUGCCUAGAAAUCUUAGAGAGGCUACCUUACAAAAACAUCUUACGCUAAGUGACCUUAGAAUGUGCCUGGAGUUCCAGAGUUUAAAAUAAUAUAAAAACCUCAGUUUUAUUCUGCUAAAAACUACAAUUCCCAGAAUGCAUCUUAGAUAAGGCCUCCGGAAUGGAGCCCGGCGCGCCUCACGGGAUUCUUGAAGACUUGGUUUCGGAGAGAAGAGAGCUUUUAGCCUUGCAAGGGCGGGAGAAUCUUGGAGACCGCCUUUCGGGUAGGCGGGGCAAACGCUAGUGCACAACCAAUCACCGAGCCAGCCCCUGGACGCGCUGGGAAGCGGCCAAUCGGAACUCACCUACUUCUGCCUGGACUGGCGCGCGAGAAUUUGAAUACAGUCGGGACCCCUGGCUCUGCUGAGGAGAGGUUGCCAGUCCGAGGGGCGGGAGUUCAGUUAAGAAGAUGUCAACUUUAACUCCAAGGAAAAGGAAGCAGCAUUCUUUGAACUGUGAUAACCUAUUAUCAGAAAUUCCAUCAAAGAAAUUAAUUUCGGACUUUACUGAAAAUAUAUUUCCAUCACCUAAUAAAAAGCACAUUUGCCAAAGCAGUGAUAAAAAUGAAGGAAAGAUUCAUUGCUCUCAACAAGGCCAUUUCAUUUCAAGUCCACUCAAAACGACUAAAACUAGAUUGCCAUCUGCAAAUCAAGGUUCACCAUUUAAAUCUGCUGUGUCUACCAUAUCCUUUUACAACAAAGAUAAGUGGUACCUCAAUCCACUGGAGAGAAAGCUGAUAAAAGAGAGUAGAUCUAUUUAUCUAAAAACUAAUAAUGAAGAUAGAUCAUAUCCCAGUGUGACAGGAAAAAUGCAGGGAAAACCAGCCUGCUCCAAGACGAUGAACAAAAAACCACAGAAGUGUUUAACUGCUAAGUGUCAACCAGGAUAUAAGUGCAUCAAGCCUGUGUCAAAGAAUCCUAAAAAUUCCAAGCAAAAUCGAGUGGCCUAUAAGCCAAUUGUGGAGAAAGAGAAUAAUUGUUACUCAGCUGAAAAUAAUCUGAAUGCUCCUCGAGUUCUAAGCCAAAAGGUCAAACCGCAAGUUACCCUCCAGGGAGGAGCGGCUUUUUUUGUUAGGAAAAAACCCUCUCUGAGAAAAUUGUCCCUGGAAGAUAAGCCAUUACUGGGACUCACCCAAAAGAAUAAAUCAGAAGUUAUUGAAGAGUCUGAUGUGGAAACUGUCAAUGAAAGAAGUUUUGAGACAAGGCAAGUGCCAAAGUGUUUGUUAGUAGAAAAAGAACUGAACACUGAGCUGCUGAGUGAAAGAAGUAAAAAUGAAGAGAAAUUAAUAAAGGAUGCAUCAGAUAGAGUCAUUUCUUCAAGGGAAUGUAAAACCGAUGAAAAUAAGAGUUUUUCUUCAGAGGAGUCUUUCAGUGAGAACAAGGCAGUUUCUCCUGAGACCCUUGUCUAUCCCAUCUUCACCGUGUCUUCAGUCAACACAAAAAGAUCUCUAGUUGAAGAACAGUCUUCUGUGGGAUCCGUCACGUCUACUAACUUCUUGAAACAAAUCAAUAUACAGAAAAAUACUAAUACCAGAGAUGCAAAUAAAGAAACAAAAGACCAGCUCGUCAUUGACGCUGGUCAGAAACAUUUUGGAGCCACCAUGUGUAAGUCUUGUGGCAUGAUCUACACUGCUUCCAACCCCGAGGAUGAACUGCAGCAUGUUCAGCAUCACCACAGAUUUCUGGAGGGAAUCAAAUAUGCAGGCUGGAAAAAAGAACGUGUUGUAGCAGAAUUUUGGGAUGGGAAAAUUGUGUUGGUCCUGUCACAUGAUCCGAGUUAUGCUAUCAGAAAGGUCGAAGAUGUCCAAGAACUUGUCGAUUAUGAAUUGGGCUUCCAGCAAGUUGUUCCCAGAUGUCCAAACAGAACUAAAACUUUUCUCUUUAUUUCUGAUGAAAAGAAAGUAGUUGGGUGUUUAAUUGCAGAGCCCAUCAAACAGGCCUUCCGUGUCCUGUCUGAACCAACUGGUCCAGAAUCCCCAAGCUCUAAAGAAUGUCAUAGGGCUUGGCAAUGUUCAGAUGUACCAGAGCCUGCAAUCUGUGGGAUAAGUAGAAUUUGGGUCUUCAGAUUGAAGAGAAGAAAGCGCAUUGCAAGACGACUGGUAGAUACUCUAAGGAAUUGCUUCAUGUUUGGCUGUUUUCUCAGCACGAAUGAAAUAGCAUUUUCUGACCCAACACCAGAUGGCAAGUUAUUUGCAACCAAGUACUGCAACACCCCUAAUUUCCUUGUAUACAAUUUUAAUACUUAAAGCCAAUUUCAACUAUAGAACAGUUACUAUAUGGAUGAGUUCAGACAGCCCAUUAUCAUAAAAUACAAACUAUUUAACAAAUAUCAAAAUAAAAAUACUAAGACACACACACAUAUACAGAAACCUGCCUCAGUUUUGUUCCUUAUGAAUUGAAAAGUCAGGGGUAAAUUCGUUGAAAAUUAUCUAGGGAUGCAAAGAAAGGAAAAAUCUUUGGAUGAUGUAUACUGACUAGCACUCUGAAUCCUUAGUUAUGAAGCUUGGUAGCUAUAGCUGGAAAAUACUUUCCUUCUAUGUAAGAACAUUGACAAAGCAAGGUGGUUUUCCACAGAAAUGUGACCACUUAUGAUUUAUAAAGCACACCUUGGGGCCAGAAUUUUCUCGUGCCUGAUCAGAAGCAAAGAGGAGAAUUUAAAGACAGGCAAAUAAUUUCCAUCCCCAUUUUUUUAAAGGUAAUUCCUGAAUUCGUACACAAAAUUCUCACUUUAUAGGCACGUGGCUGUAGCAACUCAGUUUGAGUAUAUUUAAAGUAUUUUGAGUUUCUAAUUUGUACCAGGGAAAGAUGGUGAAGAGUAAGAUUUCCAUAUCCUUUUGUAUAGAAUUCUAGAGCUUAAUAUUUUUAUCUUUUUAAAAAUCAUUAAUCAAAACACACUUGUCAUCAGAUUUAAUUAAACUUAGUAAUUGCACUA
Messenger RNA from Aethalodelphis obliquidens (Pacific white-sided dolphin), 3927 nucleotides. It is a transcript of the gene ESCO2, whose product is annotated as establishment of sister chromatid cohesion N-acetyltransferase 2. Gene Ontology annotation, molecular function: protein-lysine-acetyltransferase activity. Lineage: Eukaryota; Metazoa; Chordata; Mammalia; Artiodactyla; Delphinidae. Gene Ontology annotation, biological process: mitotic sister chromatid cohesion. The transcript has 11 exons. Gene Ontology annotation, cellular component: nucleus; chromatin. Bases 1406 to 3241 code for a protein of 611 amino acids. The record is from RefSeq and is a predicted model, not a curated record.